AAUUAAUUGGGUACGGCAAUAGUACUGUAGAUUAUUUAAUAAAUCAGUGUUCUGUUCAUUAAUAAGUGUUUAGCAUUAGCAGUUGGUUUGUUUGGAGUGACAAGGCUUCUUUAAAAAAUAAAUUAUGGACACAUUAAAAAAAAAUUGGUUCUCUGAAUCAUGUGAACUUUGGCCUGGCAGUACAUUCUCGUUUGAAGUGAAGGAAGUACUCCACGAGGAGAGGUCACCGUACCAGUUCAUCCAAGUGUUUGACACCACCAGCUUGGGGAAGGUGCUAGUGCUGGAUGGGAUUAUACAGUGCACACAAAAAGAUGAAUUCUCUUACCAGGAGAUGAUAUCAUUCCUACCACUCUGCUGUCAUCCUAACCCUGAGAAAGUGCUAAUAGUAGGAGGAGGGGAUGGCGGUGUCGCGAGAGAUGUGGCGAAACAUCCACGAGUUAAAGAAAUAGUACAGGUGGAAAUCGACGCAAAAGUUAUCGAAGUAUCGAAAAAGUACCUCCCAUUUAUGGCCGUAGGCUUCGAAAGCAAAAAGCUGACACUGCACGUAGGUGACGGGUUCGAAUUCAUGAAGAACCACAGCCACGAGUUUGAUGUCAUAAUAACUGACAGCAGUGACCCCGUCGGACCGGCUGUCAACCUUUUCCAAGAAAACUACUUUGCCCUUAUGAAAAGUGCCUUAAAACCCAACGGUAUAGUAUGCUCCCAAGCAGGAACAUAUUGGGAUAGCAUGAAUUUAGUUAAAAAUACCCUCAGAUUUUGUAAAAAUCAAUUCCCUGUAGCCGCGUACGCCACUACCUCAGUACCUACGUAUCCUUGCGGGCAAAUCGGUUUCGUUAUCGGCUCACUGGAUAGCAACACCGAUUUGAAAAAUCCGGUAUUGGAAUUCACACUUGACGAAGUGAAGAAUAUGGGCUUAAAGUACUAUAACACAGACGUGCAUAAAGCGGCGUUUUCGUUGCCUGCCUUUGUUCAAUAUGAAAUAGAUUCUUAGAAUAAAUAAUAAGUAUAUUUUUUACAUGGUUUAUAAAGCGGUCUGUGAGCUAACUGCACUUUUAAUACACUAUAGAAACUGCCGAGAAACUUUUAUCUUUGUAUUUUGGCUUUAUAUGACAGAGACAUAAAAUGGACUUAAUUGACUUUGUUAGAAAGUUGAAAUUCCUCCAAAUAGGGUAGUUGACUCAUAUCAAAUUUAAUAUAAACAAUAUUAAUUUCGUGAAGUACAUGGAAUAAGGGUCCGAAAUAUACCGAAAUCAAUUAAUAGUUAAGGGCUUCCUAAAAAAACUUUAAAUAUCACGUAUUUUUUCAAAUUUUUCAAACGUCAAAAUGCUGUUGUCCAUUUUGUGACGUCACUAACACACUUGAUGUACUAAACGUCGAACUAAUUGUUAAUUAAUAUUUUUGUUAAUAUGCAUGGAAUUUAUUAUAGUGACGUCAUGAAACAGUUGAAAUAUUAACUGUCAUGGUCGACAGGCGUUUUGGCUCGUAUUGUCAAAAACAUAUUUAAAAACUCAAAUUAUCAUGUAACCACAUCCCAAAAAUAAUGAAAAAAAAAAUCAGUCUAGUAGAACGAUAAUGAACUAUUUAAGAUCAUUUAAAAAAAAAUGUCAACUAGCCUAUUCUUCUAGCUUCCAGUGAAAUAGAGCGUUUAACAAAAUUUUAGGCAAACCUAAUAGUAUUACUAGCUGACCUGGCAAACGGCCUCCGUGUCGCAGUGGUAUGCGCGGUGGAUUUACUAAACGGAGGUCCUGGGUUCGAUCCCCGGCUGGGCAGAUUGAGAUUUUCUUAAUUUGUCCAGGUCUGGCUGGUGGGAGGCUUCGGCCGUGGCUAGUUACCACCCUACCGGCAAAGACGUACAGCCAAGCGAUUUAGCGUUCCGGUACGAUGCCGUGUAGAAACCGAAAGGGGUGUGGAUUUUCAUCCUCCUCCUAACAAGUUAGUCCGCUUCAAUCUUAGACUGCAUCAUCACUUACCAACAGGUGAGAUUGUAGUCGUAGUUAGUAGAAGGGCUAACUUGUAAAAGAAUAAAAUAAACAAAAAAAACUUUGUUUUGCCAUAGUUCCGCUACACGACAAUUUUAAAUAUCAGAUAUAGUUUAUAUAAUCACUACUAUAAAGACAGUUUGCAGCUUACAGGCCGUUUUUGUAAACCAACCAAUUGAUCUAGUAAAAUUAUAUUUUUACACUUUUAAUAUACAUUCCGAUAUUUUUAUACUAUUUACAUAUGCCUGUACGUGUAUACAAUAUCUUCUCAGUAAAUCUCAGAUCAUAAAUAGUGUGUGCCAUGAUUAAUUUAAAAUUAUGCUUAAUAUACAAAUUCGUCAUUAAUUAAAAUUAUUAUUUUUAACAAUGGAAUUCCACAUGAUAUAAAUAGUUGUCAGCCACUGGUCGGCAUAAGGAAUUUAUACCCUCAUCUGUUAUUUAUUUGGGAUAAGAAAUAUUGAUGAUAGAAAAUAUUCACACACAUUGCAAAUAGGUUGCCUAAUAAAAUUGCGCUCCGUGAGUAUUAUAUGAUUAAACAUAUUGAAUCUUGAAAUAUAUGAAAUCUUUGCUUAAUUAAUAAAAAUUAAACCAUGUAAAGGUUGCCUGCUUUCAAACUGCAACUGUGGGAUUGCCAGAUAUAAACAGUUCAUUAAUGUUUUACAAAUACCAACAUCAGUUAUUUAGUCGUUUAAUAUGUCAAAAGGAAGCUCAUUUUAUGCUUUAUUUCACUGUAUAAAGUUGCCUUAUGGUGUCCUAGAUUUUGUAUGAAAAAUGUGUUUGGCCGCAAUUUAACUAGGCAACCUAUUUGCAAUGUGUCACUGAAUAUUAUAUAUCAUUUAUUUCUUAUCAGUAAUAGAUAACAGAUGAGGGUAUAUAUUUCUAAUGCCGGAUUUUAGACCAUAAUUAUUAUUAAAGCUGUUUACAGUUUUAUUUAUUUAUUGAUACUACUAAAAUAAAUAUUAUACAGUGGAUAGCAAUAUACUGACACUCAAAAGGGUUGGAACUUAAGAGCUGUAAAACUAAAUUUAAAAAAAAAUAUUGAUACUGAACGGUUUUGUGUCAAUUUAUAUUUAAUACACAAAUCUAUAUACCACGGGUAUACUAUAUAAUUAUUUGAGUUAUAGAUCUAUACGCAUUUACGAUAUUUUGUUAUUAAUAUUAUAUUUGUAAAAGGUACUCGCGUACUUAAAUGUGCAUUUAUGUUUUCGUAGUAAUAACAUGCCCCUCCACUCGAAUUUAGGCAUAAGUGUUUUUAAUAAUAAUAUACAAAUUACUAUUUUUAUAAAUUAUCAGACUGAACAACACUCUGUGACUUUAUCGGGUAAUUUGUUAUCUUUCUUUUAUACAUUCCACUAAGAUAUAUUGGUAGCUGAUUUUAUUAAUAUUGACUAGACUGAAAAAGGAAUGCCCAUCUCCGACCCAGGCCAACCCUAAUAGCCCAGCAAUUUACUUAUAUCUAAAAAAAUCU
This is a messenger RNA of Bicyclus anynana (squinting bush brown), 3447 nucleotides long. It is a transcript of the gene SpdS, whose product is annotated as spermidine synthase. The transcript has 4 exons. The record is from RefSeq and is a predicted model, not a curated record. Bases 125 to 991 code for a protein of 288 amino acids. Gene Ontology annotation, biological process: spermidine biosynthetic process. Lineage: Eukaryota; Metazoa; Arthropoda; Insecta; Lepidoptera; Nymphalidae. Gene Ontology annotation, cellular component: cytosol. Gene Ontology annotation, molecular function: spermidine synthase activity.